GGUGCUUGGUUCCACGUUUUUUUUGCCUGCGCGUGGCGAGACCUUGUUACUUGGAUCAUGGGUCAGAGUGAGUUUCGUUUUUGGAUGAACCGGAUGAAUAUUUACGUUUGAUUUUCAAAGAACGAAUAUUUGCAAAGUUGAAUUGAAACAUCGGUGGAUCCAGAAAAAAAGUCGGUGAGAAUAUGAAUAUUAAAUCUAUAAUCCGCACAUCUCUGAUAUUUAUAAACACAAACAUUGGAAUCAGAAGUUUUGCAACAGUUUCAGGAUUAUCAAUUUUGCUCUGGUACUAUUUUGCAACAAUGAGUGGGAAUGAUGAUUUUAAAAGUGCAACAUCAAUUUACGAUUUCACGGCAAAAUCAAUAAAAGGGGAGGAUGUUCCUUUAUCAAACUAUAAAGGACACGUUUGUAUUAUUGUCAACGUGGCUUCCAAAUGUGGACUGACAAAAACAAAUUACAAAGAACUUAAUGAGCUUUAUGAUAAAUAUGCAGAAUCCAAUGGAUUGCGUAUACUCGCUUUCCCUUGCAAUCAAUUCAAUGGUCAGGAACCAGGUACUUCUGAUGAUAUUUGCAGUUUUGCUAAUCGAGAAAAGGUAAAAUUCGAUUUAUUCGACAAAAUCGAUGUCAAUGGAGAUAAUACUCAUCCAUUGUGGAAAUAUCUAAAAAAGGAACAAGGAGGAACUUUAGGCAGUUUCAUCAAAUGGAAUUUCACAAAGUUCAUUGUGAAUAAAGAAGGAAAAGUUGUCGAGAGACACGGACCUAACGUGGAUCCAAAUAGUAUGGAUUCAAAUCUCCAAAAAUAUUUCAAUAUGUAAAAUUCAUUAAUUUUUACAAAAUGCACAAAAUUCAACACCAAAUUGAAUAUUAAAAGUGUUUUAUAAAAAUUAAUUAAUUAUUAAUAUGUUGCACAUUUAAAAUUGUAUUCUAUACAAUUAUUGCAUUAUAGAGACGUAGAAAUCAAAGUUUAUUAAGAUUUAUAAUCACGUUUGCGAGUUAUUUUUUAUAAUAUAAAUCUCUUUAUAGUUAUUAUAAAUUAUAAUUUAUAGAUUUCCAUGCAAGAGAAGAAAGCAUAAAACUCUUCAUAAAUUUCAUAAUGUACGCUAUGUAAACCAAUAAAAAUUAAAUAAUUAUCGAUGCGAAUUAUUCUUAAAUAAUAAAAUUUUGGUAGAAAUGAAAAA
Leptopilina heterotoma is the source of this 1175-nucleotide messenger RNA. It is a transcript of the gene Gtpx, whose product is annotated as probable phospholipid hydroperoxide glutathione peroxidase. Gene Ontology annotation, molecular function: glutathione peroxidase activity. Gene Ontology annotation, biological process: response to oxidative stress. The coding region runs from base 183 to 812 and encodes 209 amino acids. The transcript has 7 exons. The record is from RefSeq and is a predicted model, not a curated record. Lineage: Eukaryota; Metazoa; Arthropoda; Insecta; Hymenoptera; Figitidae.